Corticium candelabrum is the source of this 1397-nucleotide messenger RNA. Its product is annotated as abl interactor 1-like. Gene Ontology annotation, cellular component: lamellipodium; actin-based cell projection; SCAR complex. The record is from RefSeq and is a predicted model, not a curated record. Bases 5 to 874 code for a protein of 289 amino acids. Gene Ontology annotation, molecular function: SH3 domain binding; signaling adaptor activity. NCBI's taxonomy places the organism in Eukaryota, Metazoa, Porifera, Homoscleromorpha, Homosclerophorida, Plakinidae. Gene Ontology annotation, biological process: neuron migration. The transcript has 4 exons.
CAACAUGGCCACUGAGGAUGAUGUUCGUCUUCAGCAGUUAAUGGAUCGUGAGAUACCUUCCUCACGUCAAGCUCUGAAAGACAGUCACAGGAACCUGGCCGAGCUCGCUAGUUAUUGUGAGGCCAACUACGUGGAUUGCACAGACAAGGCUACCGCACUAGAAGAAACCAAGAAAUAUGCCAUACAGUCUCUAGCUAGCGUAGCUUAUCAGAUAAACAUGUUGGCUACAAAUGUCAUGCAGAUGUUGGAGAUACAGACAGAGCAGUUAGGUCACAUGGAGUCGAACCUGAAUCAUCUUGAUCAGAGUGUUGACAAUUAUAAAGAGAAUGUUGCUCGGCGGAAGGUGGGCAGUCUGGCUAUUUCCAAACACUUGACUAAGACGCCACACAAAGUUGCAGCACCUCUAGAGCCAGAAAAACCACAAAGAUACAAAAGAGUUCCUAUUGAUUAUGGGAUACUAGAUGAUAUUGGUCAUGGAGUGAAACCGACCAAUGAUGCUGGUAGAUUAUUUCAAGGAGGAAGAAGAGAAAGCAACACCAGCUUAAGGAUUCGAAUAGCUACUGGUUCAAUGCGGAGCAAUGUCUCAGCUCCGAUGCCACCAAUUGCUCCUAUGGCUCCUCCUGCUCCCAAAGCUCCUACUGCUCCAGUUUCAUCAUCUUCAUAUGAUAUAGGCAAUUCAUUUGCUCUUCCUUCUCCACCACCUCCUCCAGGACUACCUCCAUCUGGUCCUUCUAAUGCAUCAUCACCACCGCCGCCGCCGCCACCACCACCACAGCAACAACAACAACAACAACAAGCUGGUACAGUAUAUAUUUUAUUUGAAAUACUAACUGCUUUUGCUUUCUCUUUAUCUACUUAUCCAUUUGUCCACUAGAUUAUCUAUGAGUGUCUGUUUGACUGCCUGUCUUGGUGUUUGUCAGUGAAUACUUUUGCAUGUGGAAGCAGUACUAUUGUUAAGGGUUUGUAAAUAGCUGGACAAACAUUUUGUCGUGCUUGCAUAGACAGGUCAGUUCUAUGUAACCAGACUCAAGUUCUUUAUAAUUUUUUGAACUCAGAUAUUGCAACGUAGAUUAUCAAAGACUCAAGAGGUGUUCUACUACACAAGUCUGGUCAAACAGUAACUUUCCUGUACAUGCAAGUCUGGCACAACGUUUUCCAGUUAUUUGUAAACCUUUUAAUUGCUACCUUUUUCAUUUGCUGUGCAAACUAGAAUUAAAACUUUUUCCAGUGUGUGAAAUAGUCUUUGACUGACCACCGGACAUCAUGUCCCUGUCAAUUUAGAAUUUGCAGAACAUUAGAAACAUCUGGUCAGAUAUUCCAAUCGUGGCGAGUACUGCUUAUCACUUUGCAAUUAAUCAUGAAAAUUGGUUCCAUCACUGGCACGAGUGUGGGCGUGC